Messenger RNA from Orcinus orca (killer whale), 10093 nucleotides. RefSeq names its product rotatin (gene RTTN). Gene Ontology annotation, cellular component: centriole; centrosome; ciliary basal body. Gene Ontology annotation, biological process: ciliary basal body organization; centriole-centriole cohesion; centriole replication. The record is from RefSeq and is a predicted model, not a curated record. Lineage: Eukaryota; Metazoa; Chordata; Mammalia; Artiodactyla; Delphinidae. Bases 150 to 6842 code for a protein of 2230 amino acids. The transcript is spliced from 50 exons.
CGGAAUGCCUCUCACUCUUUGGGUCCUUCGCUCAGGCGUUGAGGAACUCGCUUUCGGACCGGCCGGGUUUCUAGGGGGACAGUAAUUGUGGUCGGACGCUGUGGCGCGGCAGUUUAAUUCUCCGGCGGCGGCUGGUUGAGCGGGAAGAGAUGGUCCUGACGGGGCUCAUCAGGAAACUGGGUCAUCAGCUGGCCGAGAUCAGGGCGCGCGCUCUCAAGAAUAUUCUCUGCAAGAUUGAGCACAGUUUAAUCUGCUGUGCUGAUCUGGUUCAGGAGAGGCUCCUUUUUCUCCAUUUGCUGGAAUGGUUCAAUUUCCCGUCCGUUCCAAUGAAAGAAGAGGUUCUGAGUCUGUUGAACAGGUUGGUUAAGUAUCCCCCAGCAGUCCAGCAUUUGGUUGACCUUGGUGCAGUCGAAUUCUUAUCUAAACUUCGUUCUAAUGUGGAGCCGAAUCUACAGGCUGAAAUUGAUGGCAUUCUGGAUGGACUUUUUAUUCUUCCUUCAGAAGUUCCUGAACUACAUUCUGCAUCUUACCAAACCAAUCAAACUGAAUUGCCACAGCAACCUGAAAUCUUAACGGGAUAUUUUCCUCAAGACAAAAGUACUUUCCAGCAGAUGGAAGUGCCUCCGAGACCUGUGGCAGCAAAUCCGACCGCGAAGUGUUUGAAGUUUUCUACCUUCCCUUGGCUCCCCCUGACCACAGCUGAUAGGCAUGUUCUCUCCUCUAAUGAAAGCUCUUUAAGAAGUAGUAACCACACUUUAAUCUGGAACACCUGUGAACUGUUGAAAGACGUUAUCAUGCAAGAUUUUCCUGCUGAGAUUUUCCUUCAAAGGCCAAAAAUUGUUCAGAGCCUUUUAUCUCUGUUGAAACUGGCCUUUGGAGGAGAUGGAAAACAUCGCCUGGCAUUGCAGUCAGUGUCCUGCUUGCAGCAGCUGUGCACGUAUUUAAGAAACAGACUUAACUUUCACCGAGAUCCAAGUUUUUUCUCUAGUAAACAAGAUACAGUUUCCCAAAAUUCUUCUCUGUCUUAUUGUCAUGAAGCAAGAGUCACUCAUCAUUCCCAGAAUCCUUCUCCAGGAAGCAGCAGCCCUCGGCCUUCUGUGGUGGGACGCACAGGCCAGCGACCCAGAGGAGAUGGCCAGGAUUGGGACGCCGUGUCUUCCAGUGGAAGUAGUAGUCACGCUCAUGUCAACUCAAGGGUCUCCAUCCCUUCCCCUUUGGACAUGGUGCACCUGGACCUGCCAGAGCUGGAGGCUGAGGACACGCUAGAGCUGCAGUUCCAGCAGCUGAGCCUGCCCCAGCUCUGUGUCUCCAUCCUGGAGUGUGCCGUUCCUCUCUUAAGAACAGGUAGUAGACAGAUGAUAAUAAGAGUUCUGGAAUUGCUUGCAGAGGAUAUGGUACUUAUUGGUGAAGCAAUUUCAGCAGAUAUCUGGGAUGACAGCAGUCUUUUUGCUAUAGAUAUGAAGAAGAAACUGCUCAUGGUGUUGGGGUCCCUUGGAGACAGCAUAUGCUACCAUAAAAGCAACAUCAGUUUGGAACAACCAGAGGCGGUGCUGGUGCACCACAGGAUGGCCUUUGUCAGCAUUUCGCUGUUUGCAGUCCGACUGCUGCAGACACUUCUCCCUGUUGAAAAGGCAAGCCACUUUUUACCAGAGCCUAUGUCAGCAGCAUUAUUUCUAGUUUCUUUGGACAUGCCUCUUUCUUUGGAAUAUCCAAAUAUUCAUGAAGCUGUUGUGGCCUAUUUGGAACAGCUGAAUUCUGAAAACUACAGUAUUUAUAAACGAACUGCAGAGGCUGUUUAUUCACUUGAGUGUACCUGUAACUUCCUGUCUGAUGUUGGGAAGGAGGGAGAGAAGAAUCUCUUAGAAUUAGUGGAGCUGGCAGACCAAGCCUUACAUAGCUUUUCCUAUCAUCAGCAUUUCCCCCUAAUAAAGGAAAUCAUCUGUAUUUGUUCAAAGAUCUGGAAAUCUGCACAGGCCAGUCCAUUAUUACAAGGAGAAAGUCAGAAGGUGUUUCUACGUAUGUUGUCUCACCCUUUGCCACAAGUGAAAGUUAAAACUUACCACUGUUGUCUGGAAAUUGUUAAGGAAUGUUUAGGUGUCCAUAAUGUCAGUAAACCUGUGUCUUCCCUUUGUAAUGGAAUUCAUUUUCUGCUUCACCCAAAAGUUCUGUAUGAAAUCUCUGCGUUUGGUAUUCAAGAGCCCAAAAAUGAGGUGAAUGCCACUGCCAAGGCCAUCCUGAUGCAUCUGCUGCAGGGGCGACUGAGGAUGACAGCACUGACCUGGAACAAGUUUAUCGAGUCUCUGUGUCCUGUCAUCCCAGUGCUACAGGGCUAUGCUGACACAGAGGAUCCUUUGGGUAACUGCAUUCUCCUCCUAAGCAAAGCGAGUUCUGAGGCUGGUGAAGGGAUUCUCCCCUGUACCACCUGGUUAAAGUCCAUACUACGGCUCCUGCUGGUGAAAAAGCCAUCGGUCCGGAUGCUGGCAUUAAAGCUUUUAGCAAGUCACCUUACAAGGGAAGAGGGGGCGGAUACCAAGCGCCCUUCAAUCGAUGCCAGAGUUCUCUCCAGAGUUACUAAUUUAUUUAUUGUGAAAAAGCCUAUUGAACUCAAAUUGGAUGACAGAAGAGAACUGAUUAUUAAGUUGGAGACUGUUGAAAAGGUAUAUGACAUCUUUAUCUCAGACGAUAUUGAUCUUAUUUUGAGAAAGUCAGCUGCAGAACAGUUAGCUGUGAUUAUGCAAGAUAUUAAAAUGCAUGCUGUGGUGAAAAAAUUAUGCUUAACUGACAAGAUAAUUGAGUAUUUAAAUAAAUGUGUGAGUCAGGAUGGAGAGGUAAUAGAGUGUCUAGUACAGCCAAGCCUCACGCUCCUGAGGAAGGUUCUCUGUGCUGACCCAGUCCUACGUGUUUCCCUCUCCCAACAACCUUCUCUCUUGACCCUGCUGUUCAGAGUUUCCUUGAUAUUUCAUGAAGAUUGUACCGUCGUGACUGAAGUUGGAGCAUUAUUUUGUCUUCUGUUAUUUGAUGAAGUAUCAAGAAUGGAUAUGUGGUCUGAUAAUCUUUCCAAUAAACCUUCUUCACCAUCAGUCUUCAGUUUGCCUGUUUCAGUUUCUAGAAGGUAUCAUCUACCAGUACAUGUACUUGGCCACCAUGCUGUGAGUCCUUACUCCAUAGUUUUGCCGUUAUCUGCUGAUUGUUUGGCCUUGAAGCCGGUCUCAGAUAUGCUGAGAAUAGCUUGGAACCUAUCAUGGUAUCAUGGGAGUGAUAAUCUGUUGAAGCAAAUGAACUCUGAAACUAAAAUCCAAGAAUUUUUAGAUACAUUGAAGUUAUCCACUGAGGACACCCUUACUCUGAAGAUGACACACACAGCAAGUGGACUGAAGGACUGUCUCCGCUCCAUUGUUCAGGCUGCAGCCCACAGGGAAGUGAGGGCUGCUCUCACAAGGAUGAGUUUUUAUCUUCUGAAUGACAGAUUGUCUUUCAAGGGUGGCACUGGCCCAUGUGGGAUUACCUUGAAGUCCUUGUCUUGGCACACCACACUAAACAGAUUUUUACAAGUACUUCCUGCUUGCACCGAAGAUGAGAAACUGCUAAUAGAUGUCAUACAUUUUCUAAAUAAGUUAUUGAAGGAACAAAGAAAAAAUGUAUCCGUAGAACUUCUAAACUGGCUUCUCGAAUUACUUCUUAGACAUAGUCCAAACCCACUAUUGGAGCUGCUGCUUCUGACAGAGUCCCAGGCGCGAGAGGAAGCAGAUGACAUCCGCACCGCCGUCCGGCAGCAGCUCCAGAAAGAACUGGUCGCUCUCUUCAACACCCUGCUGCUCGGUUCCGUGGCACUUACCGACAGGAAAUGCUUGGAACUUUUUUACGUUUUCCAAACGCAGCUGGCUCUGAAGCUGCUCCAGUGUCUGAGAGUCACGGACGCUCCUCGCUUCUACGGCCUGCCGUCCCUCGAGAGGACCUUACGAGGGAUGGCCCACCUUACAGCAUUUCCGGGAUGGAGCUCACACUCUCCUUUCACAAAGCCACUAGAAAUUUGUGUGAAGUACUUGUCAGGUCUCCUCGAAGUCAUUACUUCUUUUUAUGUGGAGCGUGGAGGAAAUGCUAUGUCCUUCAUGGGAAAAGGUGUCACAAAGAGCACGGUUCUCUGCUUGCUUCACUUAUCCCAUGAGAUGAUGGCCCAGGCCCAGAGCUCGGAGUGGAUGUCACUUUGGUUCUUGCCUUUGGGUAGUCACAGUGAAGAACAUGCUACCACUCAACAGGGAUUGGCUUGGUUGAUUCCGUUGUGGGUUGACCGAGACCCAGAGGUGAGGUUCACUUCACUGGGAUUAGGAUCGGCACUGACUACCCUUGAAACUGGCUGUGUGGCCUUAGCAAACAGUUGUCAAAACAUUUCUGGUGGGCUCUGGGGAACCGUGGUGAACAUUCUUCUGGACCAGUCGGAGUGUAGCAUGGUACGCCGGGAGGCUGCAUUUAUUUUUCAAAAUCUCCUUGUAAUUCCAAUGCCUUCAGAAAUCAUAAAGGGUUAUACUUGGCAGGGCCCCUGUGUCCAUGAUGAGGACUCUGGCCUGUCGCUCAUAGGAAAACCUGCCCUUCAGGCUCUUUUGUACCACUGCCAUUUUUAUGAACAUUUGAAUCAGAUGGUAAAACAUUGUUACCUGGGACGGUAUACGUUUGAUUUGAAUUGUUCUGCUCUUAAUGGAACUUCUGAAGGCAAUGACUUAAAUGGUUUAGAUGACUCAUUCAAGUUUUGGAGGGCUCCAUCUCGGAUGUCCAGUCAAGAUCGAGAUCCAAGUUCUCUCUCCACUUUGGAAACAAUGGUGGCAGCUUCGUCGGCAAGUGCUGAAUUUCAGCCGGUAGUGCCCUGCACGGCGCCUCUCCCUGAAGCCUCACAUGACCAGUUUGUGACUCAAGGUCAGCAUGAAACUGCAUCUCCACGGCUUCCUCAUGAUUCAUCCCUUUCUGCUCCUCUGCCCAGACAGUGUGUUUUUGUCACUCCGCCUCUUCUUUCCGCGAUGUGCAGCCUCCUAGACAGCCUCUUGGCAACGACUCCAGGCGACACUGCAAAUGCUUUUCGACAAGCUCGUCUCAUAGAGCUUCUUUGUAGCAUCGCAGAUGCCACCCUCAUAGAGACAAGCGUCCAGGAGCUCCAGGCCCUGCUGCCCGCGUCACCUCCUGUUGAACACACUCAGGCUCAGGUAUCCUUUCUCCUAGAAUACCUGUCCUCUUUGUCCAGGCUUCUUCAGUCAUGUUUAUUGGUAGAUCCUGACCUUGUGAUUCAGGAUGAGCUUCUGAAACCUCUUACCAUAAACAUCAUCAGAGUUCUCACCAUAUGCACCAAAGAUAUAUCAGAUAUAGAGUUAAUAUCGGCUUUUUAUCAGACAUGGACACAUUUAUUUAACCUUCUGGCUACACUCCUGAGGAAAGCUGGCCCUGCCUCUUUCCCAUCUAUUACGAUGGGUCUGGCCAGGUACUGGCCGACGAUGGUCGAUAUGUUCUGCAAAUGUGUGGGUUUGUCUAGCACCUGCCGCACUCUGUGUACUGCCAGCCUGCAAUUCCUUUCUAUUCUCCUGACUGAAGAAGCAAAAAGGUAUCUCCAGGAUAAGGAUAAAACAAGUUUAUGCCACAGUCCAAUGAUGGCUUCACUUCUUGAUAAAACCCAGGAAAGUCAGAAAUCUCUAGAACAACUUAAUGAAGUAAUUCUUCAGUGUUAUGAAGUAAAAUCCUCCAGAGAUGUCCUGAAAAGAGUCGCUGUGAAUGCGCUGAUGUCGCUUCUGGCCGUCAGUAGAAGAGCACAGAAACACGCUCUGAAGGCCCAUCUAAUAGACAGUUGCGUGGAGCAGAUGAAGCACGUUCAUGCACAGCUGAACCUGGAAUCUCUGAGGCCUGGGAGGGCAGCACUGAAGAAAAAGGAAGAUGGUUUUAUUAAAGAGUUAAGCAUUGCCAUGCAGCUCCUAAGAAAUUGUCUUUAUCAAAAUGAAGAAUGUAAAGAGGCAGCCCUGGAAGCUCAUCUCGUCCCUGUCUUGCACUCUCUCUGGCCUUGGCUUCUGAUGGAUGAUUCACUGAUGCAAACUGCCCUGCAGCUGCUUUGUGUCUAUACUGCAAAUUUUCCAAAUGGUUGCAGUUCUCUCUGUUGGUCAAGUUACGGACAAUAUCCUGUUCAAACUGCACAUCGAGGGGCCCCUGGCAGCUCCCUGAUGCUGUGUAUCCUGAAGAUGGCUUCCCAGGUGCCUCUCGAGAACACUGCAGUCCAGCAGAUGGUUUUCAUGUUUCUUUCAAACCUGGCCUUGUCUCAUGACUGUAAAGGGGUAAUUCAAAAAAGUAACUUCUUACAGAACUUCCUGUCUCUAACAUUGCCAAAAGGAGGAAAUAAACAUCUCAGUAAUCUGACCAUUCUUUGGUUGAAGUUACUCCUGAACAUAUCGUUUGGAGAAGAUGGGCAGCAAAUGAUCCUGAGGCUCGAUGGCUGUUUAGACUUACUUACAGAGAUGAGCAAAUUCAAGCAUAAGAGCAGCCCUUAUCUACCUCUUCUUAUUUUUCAUAACAUUUGCUUCAGCCCUGCCAAUAAGCCCAAGAUCCUGGCUAAUGAAAAAGUCAUUAGUGUGCUAGCUUCCUGUCUGGAAAGUGAGAAUCAAAAUGCUCAGAGGAUUGGAGCAGCUGCGCUUUGGGCGUUGAUUCACAAUUACCAAAAGGCAAAAACAACUUUGAAAAAUCCAUCAAUAAAAAGAAGAGUGGAUGAAGCAUAUUCCACAGCAAAGAAAACUUUCUUAAACUCAGAAGAAACUCCUCUAAAUGCCUAUUAUUUGAAAUGUCUUGAAAACCUUGUGCAGCAACUUAACUCUUCAUGAGCGCUCUGAGAUGCUUUGCCCCAAAGCCAGCGGCCACCGGACAGUAAGGAGUCCAAGCGGUACAGAUGUUUUAGGAACAAGUACAGCCAGAUCCUGGUCAGUAUGAAACUCGCCGAGUGGAAGCCAGAGAAGCCUGUGCUGGAGGGAGGUCCACUCGCCCCUGUGCUCAUGUGCUCUGGCGUUGGUUGGCCGGUAUGUUUAUUGGGAAAAUGGAGAGAAUUGUUUAAGCUUAGCAAAUCCGUUCUCUGGUGGCCAAUAGAGAGAGGUUAUACUAUGAGCUUCUAAGAUGUCUUGAAACUUUGAACAUCCUCUUGUUUGUUUUUGUGGCUAAUCCUUGCCUGGCUCCCUGUAUUAGACACAAAGAAGGCCAGAGGAUAAAGGACACGGGUCCUUGUUGGACACUAUUCUCAACUUACCUUGUACCUUCUUCACAUUCUCUGGCUUGCUUAUCCGUGCCCUUUCUUCUCCUGCCUCUUUGAUUGAAUUCUCUAACUUUCCUCCACCCGUGUGCCUCCACCCACCUUUACGUUUCCAUUUCUGCCUGCUUUAAAAGGCUAAGAUCAAAUGUCACGUCUCCCGUGAAGCUGUGUCAGAUUCCCCAGCUGGCAGGAAAGUCUUUACUCUUUGAGUUUCCACACCAAUUUUAGUCGUGUUUUUUUUUUUCUUUUCACUUUUAUAUCACUUGCACUUUUCACCUUGUAUUAUACUCACUUGCAUAAAGUCAUUGUUCCCACUGUCUGCUUCAAAACAGGACUUCUGACUCAGCUUGUGACUCCAUGCCUCCCACAAUGCCUCACAAAGCAGGUGUUCAGUUUAUAUUUAUUUACAUGAAUGAAUGAAUGAGGGGAUGAAUAUGGAAAAUACUUUAUUAACAAAAGCUACAGAAUUUCAUAAUGUAAAUUAGGCUAAAAUUCUGUAGACUUUGUCAAAAUGCCACUACUAUAAGUAGUUUUUUAUGAGAAUAGAUUUUUGUUAGGUUCUAAAAAUAAAGAAUGAAACCAAAAAGCACUGCUUAAAAACACUUUAAAAUCCUUAGAAUAUUUUUUUAGUUUAGCAGAGUAGGAAUAAAACCGCAGUAUUUUAGAUGUGAUUUGAAAAUAUAACCAGCACUGACAUGGAACAAAGAUUCUAGCCUAAACUUGCAAGAUCCAUUGCUUACUAAGAACCUUAUUUGGGCUAUUCUUUUUGGGAGGCAGGAUGUAGCUUUUUGCAAAUAGAACCUUAAAUUCUGAAAGUUAUAUAAGCUGCAACCCCAGCAGUGUGGAACAAACAGAAGAAGCCAGUUUGCAUUACCCAUCCUGUGUAAAAAGCACAAAUCAACAGAUAACCUGUCAGCUUCCUUCCAGUUCCUGUUUCUUAGUGCCCACAUUUGGCAGCAGCAGGCACUGUGAGAACCUGACUAAAAUAAACGUGACACUGCUUUGCACAGAAAGAGAGGAGGGGCAGCAGUAAAGGCCGAAAGGAAGCUUUUAAUACUUUGACUUAAAAUUGGGGAAAAUGCUUAAUCUCUUGGUACCAUUGCAAUAGGGAAAGAAGUCUGUGAUUGCAUCACUUUACAUUUUUCAUGCAUAUUUCCUAUCCACAGCUGAUAAUACACAGUUCAUUUGCAAGGUGAGGAUAAUACUACAGCUCCUGCACAGUGAUUUUGAGUUUUGACCCAAACGGGGAAGCUUUAAGCGUACAGAGUCUGAUUCAAAACUGGUAGAUCCGGGCUUCGCUGAUGGCGCAGUGGUUGAGAGUCCGCCUGCCGAUGCAGGGGACACGGGUUCAUGCCCCAGUCCGGGAAGAUCCCACAUGCCGCGGAGCGGCUGGGCCCGUGAGCCACGGCUGCUGAGCCUGCGCGUCCAGAGCCUGUGCUCCACAACGGGAGAGCCCACAACAGUGAGAGGCCCGCGUAAAAAAAGAAAAACUGGUAGAUCCAAUGUAUAUGGCACUUGCUCUGUCUGAUUUAAAGAUUUGAAGUUGUCAAGGAGACGGGGGCUGGUACUAACAAUGAUGCUGAACCAUCAGGACUGCUGGUCCCUCCUCCCAAAUUCACUCCCAGGAUGGAGAGAGAGAACGGUGAGCAAACCCUGGUGUCAUGGGGCAGCUGUUGGAGCUGCUGUGUGUAGGGGGAGGCCGUGUCUUUGGUCAUGGGCAGCAGACAGCCCCACAGGGCUGUGUGAGGGAAAGCACACACGGUGGGUCUGUUCUCGCUCCCACCAGCCAUUGCCUUGAGGGAACCAGUGCCUGCCCCUCCGUUCACAUCUCUGGGCCUAGGGUGCGCAUGAGCAAACUCAAGGCCACAACACAGAACCCCUGCAGUGGUGAGGGGCUGAGAAAACGGGUGGAGCUCACUGAUCUCCAUCAGGCCCUGCUGUGCCCUGCCGCUUCAGAGCCCCAGGCCUGGGCACUGUAGUGGAAAAGUGUCUCUUCCUAACGCUGCUUCUCACCAAGCAGGGGGUGAUUUUUGGAGUGUGGAAGUGACUGAUCGAUGGGUGCCCUGGACCCGCACUCUCCACCCCUUGAGCUGACGUGGCCCCUACAGACGAGCGCACCGCCUUUCACGGUACUUGUCUGACAUUCCCACAGGAAGUGAGCUCACUGGUCAAAAUAACAAGACAUUAGAGGAAUACGACCGCUUCAAAAGGAAAAUCACAUGCUGGAAAUACAUUUUCCAAAGAAGCAGAAAUGUUAAAACAGAUGAAGCAGGAAUUUUAAAUUAGCCAAAUUUAAAGAGAUAAGGAAAGAAAUUAAAACUGUAAGACCCAAAUGAGAAAACAUUUAAAAUGUACAAAAAAGUAUGUACAACAAAUAUAAAGGUUGAAAGAAAGACAACAAUAGGUAGGACAAGUAGAAUGGAUCCAGCUGAGUUAUGAAUUAAUGACUCAGAAAACACGAUUGAGGAAAUCUUUGAGAAGGAAGAAAACAACAGUAAGUAGGAAAUACAAAAUAAAAAUAUAAAAACUAGGAGAAUAGAAGUGCUCACAUCUGGAUGGCAGAAGUCUCAGAAAUGGAAAAGAAUAAAAGGAAAAUAAGUACUUGAAGAAAUGUGGCGGUAAAUUUCCUAAUACUAAAAAGAGAAGAUAAAGUUUAUACUUAAACAGCUCAUAGAAAGCUGAAGAAGAGAGGGAAGAAAAAAUAUAUAUACACUCAUUGCAAAAAUCUAAGAAUAUCAAAGACAAAAACGCCCCAAACAACCCAAUAAAAAUGAUAAUAACCCCAAUCUGGAAACAACCUAAAUGCCCAUCAACAAGAGAAGCUAAAAACUA